UUCGACUUUCCUUGGAGAGCGAACGCGAACGCGAAUUUCGUCUUGCUAAUCCUCCGUAAUUAUAUUAGUUAGUUAGUUCGCGUUAGCCACCGCGCGCCGUAGAAUCUACGCGUACCGCGCACCGGUGAAUGCGGUGCAGAAGGUAUUAAAAAGCAACAAAAAAUAAACAAGUCCCAGUCGAGGUCAGAUCACGUCGUUCGGUUGGUCAGUGGUGGCUCACCAACCAUGCCAGGUCGUGGAUUUCUCCUCUUGGCCAUCGUUUGUGGCUGUCUUGUGCUAGAACAAAGGGCCGUGUACGGUGCCACUGGCCACGUUGAGCCAGGAGAUGUUGUGCGUGCAGCAGAGUCACUCGCGGUGAGAGUCCUCGGCAAAGAAGCAGGCGAGAAGCUCACAUUCUGUUUCCUGCCGAUCAGUAACGACCAACAUGACACGUUUGAAGUGAACAUUCCAUCACCGGGCAAGGUGUGGGUGUGCGGAAACUCGGGCGUCGCAAUCGCCAGAGGAUUGUACCAUUACCUACGCGUUGUGUGCAACUCCUCAAUGACGUGGGGACGCCGCGGUUCUGGGGACAACAUCAACGUGCCAAUCCCACUGCCUGGGUCCAAGGGGUUCUACGUGCGCAAGAGCAGCUCUGUGAAGUGGCGUUACUACAUGAACGUCUGCACCGUGUCCUAUUCGUCAGUAUGGUGGGACUGGCAACGAUGGGAACGUGAGAUUGACUGGAUGGCACUGCACGGUAUCAAUUUCCCUCUGGCGUUCACCGGCCAAGAACAUGUUCUUGCACAGUUCUUCACUCAGCUGGGCUUGACUCCGGACGAACAGCAGGACUACUUCACUGGUCCAGCGUUUCUGGCAUGGAAUCGAAUGGGCAACCUGCGCAAGUGGGGUGGCCCGCUGCUGCCCAAUUUCCGCGAGUCGCAGUUCAGCCUUCAGCUUCUCAUUCUGAAGCGCAUGAGAGCCCUGGGCAUGACGCCCAUCUUGCCCGGUUUCUCCGGCCACAUUCCUGCUGCCAUCAAGCGCAUCUACCCGCAUAUCCAGACUCGGAGCUCCAGCGGGUGGGUGGGCUUCAACUCCACCUAUACCGGUGUUCAUAUCAUUGAUGCCACUGAUCCUUACUUCUUGCCGUUGGCCAAGCAGUACUAUGAGCUGCAAACGAAAAUGAUGGGCACGGAUCACGUGUACAAUGUCGACAAUUUCAACGAGAUGUCGCCACCGACCCACAAUCCUGAGUUCCUGUCCAAUGCCAGUGCGGCCGUGUACAACGGGAUGAAGGCGGCCGACCCGCAAGCAGUCUGGGUCAUGCAAGGCUGGCUGUUCGUCAACUCUGGCUUUUGGACAGAGGCGGCCGUGCAGGCGUACCUCAGUCCCGUCCCGGAUUCCCAGAUGAUCAUUCUAGAUCUGUACGCCGAGGUCGUGCCGCUCUGGCUGAACCUGGGCUCGUUCUACGGUAAAUCGUUCAUCUGGUGCAUGCUGCACAACUUUGGCGGACGACGGGACCUGAACGGCAACUUGAGUCACAUUGCUCACGCGCCGCACGAUGCUCUCAACACCCCAGGCAGCUCCAUGGUCGGUAUUGGCCUGACGCCGGAGGCCAUCGAGCAGAACCCGGUCAUGUACGAGCUGAUGCUGGAUACGGCGUGGCACAACUCGCCCAUCGACGUCCAGGCGUGGCUGGACGGGUACGUUGGCAAUCGCUACCGCCACGCGGGCCACUUGCCGCAGGUCAAGCGAGCGUGGCGUCUUCUGGAGUCGUCCGUCUAUAGCCUGUACUGGCCGUACCGUUUCCUAGGCGUUAUGCACCUCUACCCGUCUCUCGGUCCGCAUGGUCUGACCAUGGAUCAGGAUCAGAAGGCCAUGCUGCAUUACGGAGGACAUCCGUCAGUGCCGCCGGACAACCAGUCAUUAUACAACUGCUCGGCGGUGACGGCUGCCUGGCGUGAAAUGAUCAGUGCCGGCUUGUUCGUGAGCGCGCAGUCCAACAGCAUGCCCACUGGCCCGUUCAGCUACGACCUGGUCGACAUCGGACGCCAGGUUCUUGUCGAUGUGCACGCCGAUAUGGUCACGCUGAUCGACAGUGCGUACAAGCGCUGGCUGCAGACCGGUGCCAACACGAGUCAGGAGAUCAGUGUCCUGUUCCGCCCGAUGCUAGAUAUCCUGGCCGACCUGGAUCACCUGCUGGCGAAUGAUCAAAACUUCUUACUGGGCAAGUGGGUGGAGGAUGCGUACUCGAUGGGAGCGACGGACGAGGAACGCGCUAUCUUGAUGAUGAAUGCAAAGAACCAGGUGACGCUGUGGGGUCCUCACGGGGAGAUCACUGACUACGCUGAGAAGCACUGGGCCGGCCUGGUCAAGACGUACUACCGUGCCAGGUGGGAAACCUGGGCGCACACCGUGUUCAAUGCCGUCCACACAAACACGCCGCCGGACUUGCAGGCCUACUAUGACCGGCAGAUGAAGUUUGAAGAGCAGUGGUACCAGUCAUCGCAGCACUACAGCACCGAGCCGGGCGGUGAGGAUGUGGUGGCGAUCUCCGAGCACUACAUGAACACGUGGGCGAGGAAGCCAACCGAGGCGGAGUACAAGAUCGUACUUCACGGCCAGACGAUCACCGGCCAUAGCUUACACGCGGCGCCACUGAAAUCCCACGGCGACCUUGAGCAGAUGAUGCUGCUCUGCUACUACGAUACUGCAUGCCUGGGCUUCACUACCGACGGCUAUCUGAAGUCGAACGUAUCCUACCCGACUGCCAAGGCUGGCGUCGAUCUGUACGUGCUGACGAGUCGUCUCUGAGAGAAGCCUGCGACAACGCCAGCAUGCACAGGAGUGCGAGUAGGAGCACCGUGAGCGGGAUGUUUAGGUACAAUUUUAAAAUCAACAUCAUUGUUACAUGUUUUCCCAGAGCAAUGAAUAUUACACGUAAUCUACAAGGUCAUCGUUAGUGUGCCGAAUAACCAGAGUUUAUUUGACUAACGCUGUCCCUGAUAAAGCUAAUGAAGCCAACUUAGUACACCAAAUUAGACACGUUUUAGUUGACUGGCUCUCCCUCUCACAGUGUUAUUAGCAACGCUCACCAAAGUACACCUAGUAGUAGCCGGCCACGUCAGUUCACCAACAGUCCUCAGAAUCAGAUGCCAGAAUUGUAUUGAUAUUUACCCCACGGUUAAAUAUUUAUUUUGUGCAGUUCGUUUCGAUCGGUUCUCUCUGA
Molecule: messenger RNA, 3205 nt
Organism: Sycon ciliatum
Lineage: Eukaryota; Metazoa; Porifera; Calcarea; Leucosolenida; Sycettidae
Product: alpha-N-acetylglucosaminidase-like
Exons: 5
Coding region: 226-2790 (854 amino acids)
Source: RefSeq, a predicted model, not a curated record